AUGGCUGAUCCUUUUAGCAUUGCGACCUCGCUUGCAAAGACGGCGCGAAUCUGCUACCGUUUCGUCAGGCAAAUGGAGGGUUGUCCGGACGAGGUCAAGCGCCUGAACUCUGAGGUAGCGAACUGGCAUCCGCAACUUGAGGGUCUUGCAGAGCUCAUGAAAGGCGACAGCCCAUCCGCGAUGCGUUUGAGAGACAAACUUGAAGAUGGAGGUUUGCUUGAUGUCAAGAACCUUGUUGACGAAUUGAACAAAACCUUGGAGCCAUACGAACGGGAUCUCAGCAUGCGGAGGAAGGUCCAGUGGGUCAGCCGUACAAAGAACAAAGUAAAAGAACUCUUGAGCGAACUUCGGCGAUACAUGGAACACGUCAUGAACAUCGUGCAGAUGGAAAUGCACAUCAUCGCUGGAGUCCUCUUGGGAAAGGUCGGCGACAUGCAAACUUCUUCUCUUGACGAGUACACAAGACGAAACAUUUUGGAGUGGCUCAGACCUCGAGGCAUUGAGGCCGACGAAUUCCACCGCCAAAAACGAGCCUUGAGACAGAAUGGCACCUGCGACUGGCUUGCUGAGUCGCCCUCUUGGAUUGAUUGGUGCAAGGGUGGCUCGGCCGUGCAUUCUCGAUUCCUCUGGAUCCGCGGACUCGCCGGUGCUGGCAAGACUGUUCUGGCUUCCUUCGCCAUUGACGAAGUCUUGUCCAAGUACAGACACAAGGGUGUUUCUUACUACUACUGCUCACAUGAGCGCCAAAAGGAGGGCUACACCUCGGCAGAGGAGGCCUGCUCAUUCCUUCGAUGGGUCAUCAGGGAUCUGACAAGUCAAGUCACCCGUCCCACGGCCGGAACUACAGGUCGCCAAGCGAAAAUCCCCAAAAUACUCCACGAUCUGUACGACAAGCACGAUUUCGAUAAUGGAGCCUUGCUGAGUUGCCUGCUAGCUGUGACAGAGCACAUCGCACAGGACUUCAAGCAACAGGUAUACAUCAUCGUUGACGCAGUUGACGAGUGCCCGUCGCCCCGAGAGGAGUUUCUGCGCGUCAUGACUACCAUCGGCACCGAUCAGGCUUGGAAACAUGUGUCACUCUGCUUCACGAGCCGGAAUGAACAUGACAUCGACAAAGCCGUCCAACCUCGGAAAAUCCUCAUACCACGGAGCCCUAGAACUAUUCGCAGAAGGCCCCAGUCACAAAAUCCAUCAAGGAGCUUGCAGGGACAAGUCAAUGCCGCUACUGGUGGGUUCGAUGGGGCGAUGUCGCCUCCUGGUCUAUCCCCUGCACGAGGUGAAAGUUCGCGAGGUCGGUCUCCUUCUCUACAAAUCUGGCAAUUUCCAAAUUCGAACCACAGAACGACGAGAUCAAUGGACAACCUACCGCAAGCAGACGAUACGUCGUUCAGCCACAAUAACAGGGAACAAGCAACCUCUCCCAGUCAAGCCGAGGUGACUCGCGGCUUGGAUCUAAUGGAUAUAGAUCCUCCAGAAAAGAAGGAAGGCUGCACUAUCCUUUCCAUGGACGAAAACCCAGACGUGAUGAGGGCCAUCCGUACCUUUGUACAAAGCCAGCUGGAGGGUGACGUGUCGUUCGACCGUGAAGGUGUAGAUGAGGUUGUUACCCUGAUUGCUCAAAGAGCAAGAGGCAUAUGGGCCGCAUGCCAAGUCGACAUGAUCACUCGCUCAAAACUAUGCGACAUUGACUCGAUCUCCCGAAUGCUCGACACGAUCCCAACUGACAUCUUUGGCACUUACGAGCACAUGAUCAUGAAGCUCUUGCCCAACGAUCGAGUUUUGGUGGCUCAUUAUACAGUCAAGGAGUACCUCUUUGACGGGAAGACCGCUCUGGGACCAGCGAAAGACUUCGCGUUGUCCGUUGAGGCUAUCCAGAGCCUGGAGUUACUAGUCAUAUUCAACGGUUUGCAGCAAUUCGGUAAACAGCGGCCUGCUGACGCAAGAUUGCCCACUCGCUACGAAGAGUACUGCCUCAGGAUGACCGAUAAGGCACUCAGAACCCGCAGAGGCCCCAUCCUUCGAGACAAAACAGUUUGGAAAACUGUGACCGAGUGUUUGAAGUGGAACAAUGACCACCACUCACCGAGAUCCGGGGCCUGGGCGAAAACUUCACCAUUUGAGCAAAACAAGGAGCCGCAGCAUGAAGAAACAAGCGUGCUUGUGAGCCUAUUGCUGCUCCAGUGGCCGGAACUCGCUACGGUGUACCUUGCAGACCUUGCAGAGGCGAGAAAGAAGGACAUCUGGAGGGACAAAUUCCAACUGGCCAGGAGCUUCAAGAUCGAGGGAACUAGCCCGAUCAGCUUGAUCCAGAUGUGCGUGACCCGCCGGGACAUUGCCUUCCUACAAGUACUUUUCGAUGCCAGGGCCGACUUCUCGCGUGAGAAAGACCUGGUUAUGGACCUCUUCUACAACGCCUACGGCCAUCGGAGCCUGAACGACGAGGACGCAGGCGAAAAGACCGGCCGCAUGCUCAAGAUGCUGCUCGAGCGCGGCGUGCGGCCCGAGGCACCCGGCUACCUUUUCACGCCGCUGCAGUUCGCCGUCAGCAACCUCGAGGAGCGCUGGGUUGAUGAUCUCCUCAGCGAGGGUGCAGACCCCAGUGCCAUCGGCGACCCCGAUGGGGUUCAUCCCUUCGGUGCUGAACACGAUGACAUCCACGGCCACUUGACGCCGUUGGAGAUCUGCAGCCAAACGACGCCCGAGUGGCUCCAGUCAGAUUUGGAUGCUGAGCUGAUAGAGGACGUCAGACAGCGAGUAGCCGAGUCGCUGCGUCGGUGGGGAGCUGUGGAUUCCGGAAGUGCCCCUCCCCUUCUGGAAGACUCGAAGAGCAUCGUCAUUGUUGACGACGAUGAGUAG
Molecule: messenger RNA, 2856 nt
Organism: Diaporthe batatas
Lineage: Eukaryota; Fungi; Ascomycota; Sordariomycetes; Diaporthales; Diaporthaceae
Exons: 7
Coding region: 1-2856 (951 amino acids)
Source: RefSeq, a predicted model, not a curated record